CUGAUCUCCACAAAUGACGCUGGUCUUCCGUGAUUCUGUUCUGCCGCUUCUGUUGACCAGCCAGACGCACAGAGAGACGGACGCAGCGUUGGCCAGACUUUGGUGCUCCAUGGCUGUCCUUUUGCCCGUCCCACCUCGCCUACCCCGGAUCUCUCUUCGGAUCUCGAACACCUCUACUUUGGAGUAUGGCUAGUGCGCCAGACAUUGAGGUGGAAAGGGCUUGACAUUCAAAAUGAAGUUCGCAAAGGAACUGGAGGACGAAGCCGUCCCGGAGUGGAGAGUGAAAUACCUCGAUUACAAGCAAGGCAAGAAAAAGAUUAAAGCGAUUGCCCGAGCCUUGCGGGCUCUUAACCGAACGCCUGGCGCUCCUGCUCGGCCAGCCCUACUACCCGAAGACUCGUCCGAUAGAAUACCCUUCACACACUAUGACUUUUACCGCCCUCGACCGACCACGGGACGAACCGCUCAGUCACUACCGGCGGACGGCGAGGGGCUUUCGCGAGAAGGGCCGGAAGACCAGCUUCAACGUCCUGACACUGCACAGAGCCGGACUUUGUUCGCGCACUCACCUCCCAUACUAGUUCCCUCUCGACGAGGCGCAAGUUAUGCGUCAACGCCGGAGCGGAGGCCUCUGCAUGAAGAUGGGCAGUAUGGCCCUGGUCAGACACAGAUGAACUACGGGAGCAUCAUCGGUUCACUACCACAAGAGGAAACGCCCGGCCAAUUUACGGCCCUUGAGCUACCUGAUCCAGCCCUUAGUCCUGCUAGGACUCGAACAAAGGGCGACGGAGAGAUACCCCCAUCUCACGAGAACCUUCCACUGCCUGAGGCUGCUCAGGUGCCGCCUGCUCCUGAUCCCUAUCAUGUCGGCGAGACGAGGCCACGCCACAAACACCAUGUUGGAGCUAGCCUGUCGAAAUCUAUGUUUAAGAAUCGACAAGACACAAAGAAUCAAUCAAUGGUCGACACGAAGCCAAGCCCUAACCCUCGUUCCCGGCUCAAGAGGUUUUUCUCCGCCUAUCCACUAGACCAGCCAAAUGUGAAUGAUGUCCAACUGGAGGCCUAUCGAGAUCUUGAUGCCAAACAAGCAGAAUUCUUCGCCUUUUUGGACAGAGAACUCGACAAAAUCGAGAACUUUUACAAGAUGAAGGAGGAGGAAGCAACUGAACGUUUACAAGUCCUUCGAAGACAAUUACACGAAAUGAGAGAUCGCAGAUUGGCAGAGAUAUUGAAUUCCAGGAAGCCGAAGGAAACUAAUCAGUUAUUAGUGGACAAUUCUGUUCCUGGGGCCGAUCUCAUAAGAGUCCCGAGCAAAGAUAACGCACUGCCUGUUGAGAAUGGUACAAACGGUACAGGCAUCACCAAGAAACCCAUUAUCCCAGAUGCUCUGGGCCGUCGCGGCACAAUCGGUAAAACCACCCAGGCAAUGCAGCAACUGAGCUCCCCGCCCGGACCUAAAGCACAGAAGCGUAUAAAUGACGCCAAACGAGACUAUGUUCAGCACAAGCGACCAAAUGAUGUCCCGUACAGGUUCGCGAAGCGGCGGUUAAAGCUGGCCUUGCAGGAAUACUAUCGAGGACUAGAAUUGCUCAAAUCCUAUGCUCUGUUGAACCGAACCGCGUUCCGCAAGAUCAACAAGAAGUACGACAAGCUUGUGCAAGCCCGACCACCGCUUCGAUACAUGUCGGAGAAGGUGAAUGAUGCUUACUUCGUCCAGAGUGAUGUCGUGGAUAACCUGCUGAUGGCGGUUGAAGACCUAUAUGCUCGUUAUUUUGAACGGGGAAACCAUAAGAUUGCGGUCAGGAAGCUUCGGUCCAAGCUAGGGCCUGGUGACCAGUCAGGAACGACGUUUCGCAACGGUCUUUACGUGGCAGCCGGCGUUUGCUUUGGUAUAUCUGGCCUCGUGCAGGGGACAAAGCGGCUCUUCGACUCAAGUCCACCAGUGUCGACCAAUAUCAGCUAUCUCCUACAGCUCUAUGCGGGUUACUUCCUGGCGCUGCUUCUUUUCCUCCUUUUCUGCCUCGACUGUCGGAUCUGGACUAAGGCGCAUAUCAACUACGUCUUCAUCUUCGAGUUCGAUACCAGGCAUGUUCUUGAUUGGCGCCAAUUGGCAGAGCUACCGUGCUUUUUUCUUUUCCUGAACGGAUUGUUUCUAUACAUCAAUUUCCAGGCCGACACGAGCGAUUGGUUGUUUCUCUACUCGCCAGUCUUGCUGAUAGUAAUUACACUGAUUAUCAUGGCUCUCCCAUUCAAGGCAUUGUACUACAAUGCGAGAAGAUGGUGGGGUUAUUCGAAUUGGAGGCUUCUGCUCGCCGGUUUGUACCCUGUGGAGUUUCGGGACUUUUACUUGGGAGACAUGUACUGCUCGGAGACGUAUGCCAUGGGACAAAUCGAAGUCUUCUUCUGUCUGUAUGUCAACGAUUGGAACAAUCCGGCACAAUGCAACUCGAACCACUCGCGACUACUGGGCUUCUUCACCGCCCUCCCGGCUGUCUGGCGUGCAUUCCAGUGUCUGCGCCGAUACUACGACACGCGCAACUGGUUCCCACAUCUGGCCAACUUUGUUAAGUACCUGGGCAAUAUCUCCUAUUACAUGACGUUGUCGCUCUAUCGGAUCCACAUGACGGACGAAAUGAGGGCGGUGUUCAUAACCUUUGCGGCCAUCAACGGCGUCUACUCUUCCUUCUGGGACGUGUGCAUGGAUUUCAGUCUGGGGAACCCUUGGGCCAAGCAUCCGUUCCUGCGCGACCAGCUCGCGUACAAGAAAGCUUCAUUCUACUAUUUUGCCAUAGUGGCGGAUGUGGUGCUUAGACAGCAGUGGAUUUUGUACGCGAUAUUCACCAGGGACUUGCAACACUCGGCGCUGUUGUCCUUUUUUGUUAGUUUGGCCGAAGUCCUCCGUCGAGGCAUGUGGUCUCUGUUCCGAGUCGAGAACGAACACUGCAACAACGUAGGCAAGUUCCGUGCCUCCAGAGACAUCCCGCUACCUUAUGAAAUCCCCGAAUCGCCCGAAAUGGCAAGCAAGACCGCUUCACCUGCUCAACAGCGACUUCAACAGCAACAGCAAGAGCAACAACAGCCCUCCACGACAGCGCCAGGCGAAGAACCCAUCGCACAACAUGAAGAUUAUGAACACCAGCCGCAGCACGCGACUGGCGUUGACGUGGAACGAUACCCUACUGCCACCACGGCCGCUUCGUCUCCGUCACUGCGUCACCGCAAGUGGCCUUCCGGGGGUCCGCCGACACCACGCACGCCUGGUAUGCGGGCUCUGCAGCGCGUCGGCACGGUCAUCGCCAGCGCACAUGCCCAGGACUUUGAGAAACGGCGCAGACCCGAAGUCGAAGGUCCUGAUGGUCCUGAUGGCCCUGAUGGCCGCAGUUACCAGGCUGGCAGUAGUGAUGAAGACGAAGAUUAUGAUGACGACGACGAUGAUGAUGAAGAGGGUGAUGGAGACGAGGUUGCCGAGUUGCGACGACAGCAGCAGCAGGAGCAGCAGGAGUUCCAUGGGCCUCAUGUUGGUUGAUGAAGGUACCGGGAAAGGAUGGAAAAGGAAUAGUAUCAAGUAAUGAAAACUUGAAAGGCGCUGCAGUACAGCAGUGUUAGCAUAUAAUACCGUACUAAUAAUAGUACUUUGCACGAAUGCCUUUCUUGAGCGCCUUACAUUGAUGUACCACUACUGGGAAUACUUGGUCACUGAAGGUUCAAGUUUGCAAAUAAUUUGCAGUGGUUCAUUUUUCUACAUUCAUCAUCCCAGCCGCGGCCAGCAGGCUAGCUUUGCUGUACAUAGAUGGUCCAUAGGCGUAGCUACUGUAAGGUAAGCUAACAGUAGUCCGUGAGGCUGCUCUUGGGGGUUGUUCGGGGAACCCGAA
Molecule: messenger RNA, 3872 nt
Organism: Exophiala dermatitidis NIH/UT8656
Lineage: Eukaryota; Fungi; Ascomycota; Eurotiomycetes; Chaetothyriales; Herpotrichiellaceae
Exons: 3
Coding region: 233-3526 (1097 amino acids)
Biological process (GO): cellular response to phosphate starvation; phosphate ion transport
Cellular component (GO): Golgi apparatus; plasma membrane; cytoplasm
Molecular function (GO): inositol hexakisphosphate binding
Source: RefSeq, a predicted model, not a curated record